AUGGCGGAGCGUGUUGAUGCAUGGCAUGAUAUGUAUCCUGGGAACCUUUUCAGUGAUGGUCUGGGGCCGUCCGCAGCGCCUCCACCCAAUGUUUCGAGGGAUGGGCGUGACCAGCCUCCGCAUAUGGUCAGCCUGUGGGAGAUCGCGAAGGAGGCACUUAACUCCAAGGAACUGUCAUCAGCAUACAUUGAGGAAUGUCUUGACGACUCCGCGACAUCAGUACUAGAAGCCGGUGUGGCUCUGAAGAAAAAGACUGUUCGGUUCAAUGACAACGCCGCAGGGAAGUCGGCGAAGCGUCCUCCCGGUAUACCGGCCUCCCAGGUCCCCACGUCAAUUCUCAAGCCAGUGUCGGAUCCAUCUGUGGCGGUGAAAGGAGGUGCGAAGGCAUCUUUGGCAUCUCCGGGAAACCAGACUAUGCAAUACAGCUAUAAGAUGCCGGUGGAAGACAAGGUGAAUGUGUGGGAUAUAUUUGAGCACGUCCAAAAUGAAGUCCGCAUCUCGCUUACACAUCAGGAACUGAUGGCAUUGUGCCCGGAGAUCCGCAAGCUUGAGAAGGAGGAGAUUACUGCAAAGCGAGUAGCAACAACAGGAAGCUUCAAGGCUGCGGAUGGCGAGGAGGUUGCGGAGGCUCUCUUAGUGGACGUGAGCAAUGGCGGCGGACCACUUGUGGUGGCCGACGAUUCUCUUCCAUUGCGAGCAAUUGAUGCCCUGGUUGAAGGCAAGGAAUCAGCAGAACGUAUCCUUGACCAAGGCUCACAGAUCAUCACAAUGCGACGGGACAUCUGGGAAUGCAUCGGGUCCACGCUGCAGUCCGAGAAAACACUCAACAUGGAAUCAGCUAACAUGGGUAUCAACCAGACGCUCGGACGCCUUGCUAACAUUUGA
Messenger RNA from Sparassis crispa, 885 nucleotides. RefSeq lists its product as hypothetical. The record is from RefSeq and is a predicted model, not a curated record. The coding region runs from base 1 to 885 and encodes 294 amino acids. The transcript has a single exon. Lineage: Eukaryota; Fungi; Basidiomycota; Agaricomycetes; Polyporales; Sparassidaceae.